AUGGCGAACACGAACAAGAACCGAUCAUCCACCUUCAGCCUCUUCAGCAAGGCCAAGCGCGAUGCCCCCGAAGCGCAACCCUACAGCGGCCUCGAAGUCGUCCCUCUCUCGGACGAGAAGAUCGUCGUAGAUCAUGAGGCCGACGGCGACUACAGCACAUUAGAAGUCGCGGUGGCCAGCGACGAGAAGAUAUGCGUCGCGGACGAGCCCCAAGAUUACAGCACGCUGGAAGUAGUAGACCCCGCUCUCCAAGGCGUCAACUACCCCUUCGCGACCCGACACCAUAUGGCUCAGACGCACAACCAGGACCACGACCCGUACAAUGCGCCGCUGCCCCCGCUGCCCAGCGAGCAGCUCCAAAGCCACAAUCCAGAUGAGAUCUCACCGACGACGAGUGAUUCUCAUAGGAGGUCGAAGAAACAUCUGCUGCGGGCGAGAUUGCUCAGGGAGUGCGGGAUCUGGUUCGAUAAGAGGUUUUAUGCGGGCGAGGAGGGCAUGGAGAUAAAAAUGAGCCGCAGCGCGACGCUCUUUCGGGAUAUGCAGUGGGAGGUUAUGUGUGGGGAGUCGAGCGUGAUGAAGAUUCGAGGGAAUCCGAACUCGUGGAGUGAGAAGAGAGAAUUUAUGGACGCCACGGGAGGUCCACUGUUCAAAACGCGAAAACAGGGCUCUGGUAGCCGCGUUGCGGAAUCGGUGCACGGACAAGUCGUGUUUGUGUUGAAGGAGGAUACGGAGAGUGUGAGUUCAAGUUGGACUGUCGAUUUCACCAACGCGAGGGAUAAACGGACUAUCAGGUGGAAUGUAAGAGGGAGUGCCACAACGAGGGAUAUAUACAUUAAUUGCUACGGGAUCCCAAUCGGCCGAAUCACUCGGCCGGAAGACGGCAUCGACGAGUUGUUUAAAGAAAAAAAUAUUUAUAUUGUUAAGGUUUCUCCGGGGAUUGAUUUUACGAUUAUGGCGGCGCUAACGGUUGCUUAUGAUGAUUUGAGAUUGGAAGGCGGGGCUGCCUUAUAA
This is a messenger RNA of Venustampulla echinocandica, 1011 nucleotides long. RefSeq lists its product as uncharacterized. The transcript is spliced from 5 exons. Lineage: Eukaryota; Fungi; Ascomycota; Leotiomycetes; Helotiales; Pleuroascaceae. The coding region runs from base 1 to 1011 and encodes 336 amino acids. The record is from RefSeq and is a predicted model, not a curated record.